CUCACAUCUGCCGGCGGGGAAGCCCAGAUGCUCUUCCUCCUCUUGCUUCUCGCAUACUAUUGAUUAUUCCUCAAUUGCUCUCCAAUCCUCACAAUGGCUGGUCAGGUCGCUGGUUCCAAGGUUCUCCUUUUGGGCUCUGGUUUCGUUACCAAGCCCACCGUUGAGGUUCUAAGCAAGGCAGAUGUUCAUGUCACGGUCGCCUGUCGUACCCUUGAAAGUGCCCAAAAUCUUGCCGAGGGCUUCAAGAACGCGAAGGCCAUUGCCUUAGACGUCAGCGAUGCCGACGCUCUCGACAAGGCCCUCGAGCAGGUCGACCUUGCCAUCUCCUUAAUCCCUUAUACUUUCCAUGCCCUCGUGAUCAAGUCGGCUAUCCGGACUAAGAAGCAUGUUGUGACAACUUCUUAUGUUUCUCCCGCUAUGCUUGAAUUGGACGAGGAGUGCAAGAAGGCCGGCAUCACGGUCAUGAACGAGAUUGGCUUGGACCCCGGUAUUGACCACCUGUAUGCCGUCAAGACUAUCGACGAGGUCCACAAGGAGGGUGGUAAGAUCACCUCCUUUCUCUCCUACUGCGGUGGUCUCCCCGCCCCCGAGUGUUCCGAUAACCCUCUGGGAUACAAGUUCUCCUGGUCCAGCCGUGGUGUUCUCCUUGCUCUUCGCAACGCCGCCAAGUUCUACAAGGAUGGUCAGGAAGUCAGCGUCGCUGGACCUGACCUCAUGGCCACUGCUAAACCCUACUAUAUCUACCCCGGCUUCGCAUUUGUCGCAUACCCCAACCGCGACUCGACCCCUUACAACGAGCGAUACAACAUCCCCGAAGCCCAGACCAUCAUUCGUGGCACUCUCCGCUACCAGGGCUUCCCUGAGAUGAUCAAGGUGCUGGUCGACAUCGGCUUCUUGAGCGAUGAGGCCCGCGAUUUCCUCAACUCACCCAUCGCCUGGAAGGACGCCACCAAGCAGAUCCUAGGCGCCACGUCGGCGUCCGAGAAAGACCUCGAGUGGGCCAUUGCCUCCAAGACUUCCUUCGCUGACAAUGACGAGCGCAACCGCAUCAUUUCCGGUCUACGCUGGAUUGGCCUCUUCUCCGAUGAGCAGAUCACUCCCCGCAGUAACCCCCUUGAUACCCUCUGUGCCACCCUCGAGAAGAAGAUGCAGUACGCCCCAGAGGAGCGUGACAUGGUCAUGCUGCAGCACAAGUUCGAGAUUGAGCACAAGGACGGCUCCAAAGAGACCCGCACCAGCACAAUGUGCGAGUACGGUGUUCCCGGCGGUUACUCUGCCAUGGCUAAGACCGUCGGUGUCCCCUGCGGUGUUGCCGUGAAGCUGGUUCUUGAUGGUACUAUCAACAAGAGGGGUGUCCUUGCUCCCAUGACCUGGGAUAUCUGCGCUCCUCUCCUCAAGACCCUUAAGGAUGACUACGGCAUUGAGAUGAUUGAAAAGACUCUGUAAACACUCCGUAAACUUGCUUUCGUUCAGGCUUAAAUUACGACUGGACUGCUUAACGAUUUAAAAUGUUUAUAAAGGGUUAGAAAAUAUUCUGGGGAUUAAAAUUAAAGGAGAAAGGAAUACAAAAUUUAUUUAU
Molecule: messenger RNA, 1579 nt
Organism: Aspergillus alliaceus
Lineage: Eukaryota; Fungi; Ascomycota; Eurotiomycetes; Eurotiales; Aspergillaceae
Gene: lys9
Product: saccharopine dehydrogenase (NADP+, L-glutamate-forming)
Exons: 6
Coding region: 94-1446 (450 amino acids)
Cellular component (GO): cytoplasm
Molecular function (GO): saccharopine dehydrogenase activity
Source: RefSeq, a predicted model, not a curated record